Molecule: messenger RNA, 3339 nt
Organism: Hemiscyllium ocellatum (epaulette shark)
Lineage: Eukaryota; Metazoa; Chordata; Chondrichthyes; Orectolobiformes; Hemiscylliidae
Gene: cyb561
Product: transmembrane ascorbate-dependent reductase CYB561
Exons: 6
Coding region: 384-1154 (256 amino acids)
Cellular component (GO): lysosomal membrane
Molecular function (GO): oxidoreductase activity
Source: RefSeq, a predicted model, not a curated record
GGCAACUGGCUAGGCCCUGAGGCAGUAUCUUGUAAGCUGGUAUGCUUCCUUGUUCAGUACAGCUCAGACAGCACUGCCUUACAUAAAGAUGUUUGACAGCACAGUGUCUUCCUGACUCACAACAAGGGAACACACACGGGAGCAACCUCUUUGACUCAGAACAGCAUGGCUGAGAUUUGAUCUCAAGUUACUGAAUUUACUGGACAAAUAAUUCCCUCAGCUUCUUCUUCAUAGGAGCAACGAGCCAGUAGGUAUUCUCCAUCCAUCCCUUUUUGUGACGUUGAAGUUUUGCCACUCUGUGACAGGGGACUGGUGGACAGCAGGAGGUGAAACCUGAGCUUUGAAUCGCCAGGUCCCUGUGGACUGAGGAAACCUACCUUGCAAUGGAAAGCAGCCCCUUGGAAGAGCACAGGCCUGGCCUCCUGCCAUGGUUUAUUGCAGCAACUCAGAUCCUUGGCCUAGCUGCCGUGGUCAUGACUGGUGUGUGGAUGGGUCACUACGAAGGGGGGUUUGCGUGGGAUGGAGGUUCACUCCAGUUCAAUGUGCACCCUCUCUGUAUGGUGGUUGGAAUGAUCUUCCUCUACGGAGACUCAAUCCUGGUGUACAGAGUGUUCAAACAUGAGAACAAAACGACCGUGAAGAUCCUACACACAGCCAUCCACCUGAUUGGAUUGGUAGCCACCAUUAUUGGUUUGGUUGCAGUGUUUCAGUACCACUCAGCACAGAAUAUACCCAACAUGUACAGUCUACACAGCUGGUGUGGCCUCAUAACGGUCAUUCUCUUCUGCACACAGUGGGUGCUGGGACUGGUGUUCUUCCUGUUUCCUGGUGUGGCCUACUCUUUCCGAGCCUCAUACCGGCCUCUACAUGUCUUCUUUGGCCUUGCACUCUUCAUUCUGGCUAUCGGGACCUGCCUGCUCGGGAUCACUGAGAAACUGCUCUUCUCCAUCAGUGACACCUACUCGAAAUUUGCACCAGCAGGAGUCAUGGCGAACGUGUUGGGCCUGGUGUUGGUCGGCUUCGGGUUAACGGUUGGUUAUGUCGUGACUCGCAGCGAGUGGAAGCGGGCAGCAAGCCCGGAGGAGGAAGCUCUCUCCAUGCAUUUCAAAACCCUGACUGAGAGGGACAGCCCUGAUUCAGCACAGGGAUCAUAAACGGUCAAAUCCAGCACCUACAAGUAGCAGCCUGGUCAUGCUGUGUGAGUGAGUGAGUGAGUGGAAAUAACACGUGCUUUCUUGAUGUCUCACUGUCUCCUUUUGAUCAAUAAAUCCCAUGAUGCUUAUUUUCCCUAAUAAUGCAAAGCUGUCUCAAAUCCCCAGUAAACUCUACGUGGGGGUGUAUCAGCAGUUAUCUCAUCCCAGAAAAGUAAGAAUUGAAAACUGGAUGAAUUAAAGGAUAGCAAUUAAGAUUUUACCUCAGGGAGCCACAGAUACCAGUCUGUUAGGUUGACCUUGUGUGGAAUGAGCUUGAAUAAGUUCAGCCCAAUUCCCAUUGGACCAUGGGAUCAUGGCAACCCUGGAGCAGCUGGAAGGCAGGUGAAGGAACCUCGAAUCAGUGCCGUCCUGAGCAAUCAGGAGUCUCUGUCCAGAUUGAUGCUAUGUCAUGGGGAAGGAUCAGUGUGGUGUGAGAUUUACACUGCCAAACCCGGCCUACCUCUUGUUGGCACAAGGUUCUCUGACAUCAUCACCCGUUAACUUCACAAGUGUCAAAUUAAAUCUUUGGUAUUAAGUAAUAGGUUAGACUAUGAAAAGGUUUGAAAUAAAUCGGUAGGAUUUAUUAUUAGCCCACUUCCAUUCUGUACCAGCUGCCAUAUAUAACACCCCAGUGUUGAGAGAGAAUUGGUUAUCUAUAACAUGAGGGUAACCAUUUCAGAGUGUUCUCAUCUCCACACUCCAGGGAAUCGAAAUCUGUACAAACUGCCUUUUAUUGAGUCUAAAAUGUAUACAAUUCACAUCAGUUUAGCAGCAAGGCAUCCUGUACUCACAUUAGGCAGACAUUCCUGUCUCUUUGUUACCCAGGACGUCAGUAUGCUAGAAAACUUCUUUUACUCUCAUCUCCCCUUCCUCCUGAAGAUUUAUUUCCACUCUUUCUUUUCCAAAAAUGCAAGACUGUGAAAUUUUUCUUCCUCCUUCCUCCUCUAAUUUCCAGCUUUGCAAAGUUCUGCCUCGAUGUCACGAACCUCUUCCUUUGUUUCACUAACUGCCUGAAACCAUUUCAUUUCCUAGUGCGGUCGCUCUGAACUGUACCAGCCUGAAUCCAGAUCGGGAUGUUGCCUGUUGCCUUUAAGGAGAGGGUCAGUUUUCCCUGUCAGGUACCUUGUGUAUUAAGAGAGCAUCAAAUCCCUCAGCCCGCUGCCAAUGAGCCUUCCCCCUGGGUACAGCCUUUAACCUGCCUUGUUCACUUCCAUCUCCAUCUCAAACAAGUACUAUUUUUGUAUUUGCUUUGAUGUGGAGAUGCUGGUGUUGGACUGGAGUGAUUUCUGACUUUAUAUUUGCUUGAUCAUUUUAUUCAACAAGGGAAAAUUUUCAGGCUAAUCCCAUCCUGCAGGAAAGAGGAAUCAAUUUAACUGCCCAAUAGAUGUGCAGCUCAGAGGUGCUCAGCAGCUAAAGUAACUCCAGAGUGUUGGAAAAUGCCCAUCCAGUGACUGUCAGAUACCUCUUGCUCACAUGACCUUUAUCAAAGAGACAUUGUUCAAUAAAUUCCUGCAAGCACUGAAGACUUCCCCAUAACUCAAGUAUUGUCGCUAAUUCUAGUUGGAGGUAUUCCUGGAGGGUUUGAGAGAACGUGACUUCCUGUCCCCAGCCACCAUGUCCUUACUGUCUUGGUUUUGCUUACAUGUCAAACUGAUCUUCUCUCCAUGAUCACUUGGAAAAGGAUCAGUAACUGAUGGAAUGAAAGCUGACUGCUAUUAAUUAGCUUUAUUAUACAUCCCCAGUACCAUGAUCUUUUCAGAGAGUUAAAAAGACCCUUUCUCACAAAACAAUUCCCUUCAUUUAUUUCUGGCUUAAACUGGAGAUUAAACUUUCAUUCCUGGAGAUCAGGACAACAACCAAGCAGCCAGUAUUUUGAGAAAUCUUGGAAGAUAUAUUUCUAUCCCAUCAUUGCUGUUGUCCACCUUGCGCUAGCCUCCCUCCGGGGUGAGGACAGGAGAUUCAGCCUUGGCUGUAAUGGUAAGGGAGAGUGGAACAGCCCGGUAUACACCUCCGACCGUCCUGAUCUACAGCACGACCAAUGGUCAGGGGGAGAAUGGAAAAUGGAAAAUGGGCAUGGACCAGGAAACCUCCCUGCUUGAGUAUGACUCUGGAACUUUCUGUAGCUCAAAUCUGCCUCAGCUGUUUG